AUGCAGCGCGCUCAAACGAGCGGCGCGGGCACGCAGCCGCCCAGCUCCACGCGGCAUUACCGCGCGCACUCGCAUUACCCAGAUAUAGACGAUCAGAUCCCAGCAUCGGUGAUUAGUAGUGUGGGAACAGUGAGUUUGUCACAAUCAAGUACGAAUCCAACUCCAAAUAUUACAAUGGCUAACCCGACUACACCUAAUACCAACGGUGGUCAACCUGCUCAACAAACUCCAACGCAGGCACCGAUCCGCAAUUUGCCGAAGAAACGGAAAUUGGCGCCAUCUGAACUAGAGGAGAUAGAGAGGAAUUGUAUGAACAGCCUUACUGAAAGAAAUCUAAAUGUCCAAGUGUCAGCUCCGUCAGUUGAAUACACGCCUUCAACGUAUCAGUCUAUUCUCCAACCUUCGCCGAUCGUGCGAUCGUCACCGAUAAAACAAACAGAAUACAUCUCUUAUCCAAACAUAGACUUAUCCGAGUGGCGGGAUCACAGAGUCUUAGCGAAACAGCGCGGAAUUUACACGCCGGGGGUCAUUCGACAGGCUGAGGGUUGUAAAGUGAUAGUGGAAUUGGAUGGACAGGAAAAUGAAGCGAUUGAAUAUGGUAAUGUGUUUGGUGCAAAUAAGUAUGACGUUAUCAGUGAUGCGAGUCCACAAUUGAGUCACAUAUCUAUUGGGUCUUCGUGUGUCGUUAGGACUGAUGCUAGUCGGGACAGUGUUCAAAACGUGUUUGUAGAAGGUUACGUGUUCGAAAUACAUAAUUCGCCUAUCAGGAUUCGAGUACAGGUCAUUGACGGUGAAGGUAUAAAGGACACGGUUGAAGUGAAAAGAGCGGAUAUCCGUCUACUGCAGCCUCCCUGGGCUGACGAGUUAGAAGACGCUGGUUCGCACGCGGCCAUGAUGCCCCAGCAUUUGCGGAUACAUCCCGUUUCUACCUGUGUACCGUACUCCAUGGGCGCUGGGGAGUUUGUGACGUCAUCACCUUUAGCUGGUGCAGGGCAAGUGGUGACAGUUGGUGCCCUCUCAAAUGGUUCCAGGCCAUUUGAUGAUUAUGGAGAAAGUGAUGAUGACCUGCCAAGGGAGGAUAUCAUGUUUCCUACUGAUGCCUCGCAUAUGGAUUGCAGCAAUAGUAAACGCAGCAGUCUCCAAAGCCGAGGAAGUACAUCGAGUCUCAUUGAAGGGAGUCUUACUCCGCGAUCUCAACCGCCUACACCCAGAUCUCAAGCAGCAACGCCACACAAGUACAAAAAGGGCGACGUUGUAUCCACACCCACUGGUAUUCGUAAGAAGUUUAACGGGAAGCAGUGGAGGCGGCUUUGUUCAAAGGACGGCUGCACAAAGGAGAGUCAGCGCCGCGGCUUUUGUUCCCGCCAUCUAUCAUUGCGAGGUGUACCUAGGUCCUCCAACACGCCGCUGGCGCAGGGAGCAACACAUACGCCCCAACAGAGAAGCAGCAGUAAAUCAUUGUCGUCAAGUGGUACCGGGAUCGAAGGGGAUGAAACUUCUCGUGAGUCAGACACAACUCCACCUAACUAUCGCGUUGCGGGGCGCUUUGAUCCCGACGAAACCGAGGCUGCUAAUAUGCUGGUUUCCCUGGGCAGCUCUCGCUCCGGCAGUCCGGGAGCGUCACCAGUAGGCGAUAACGUUUUCGUCCCCAUUUCCUCACCACAACCGCCUGCAGCGCCGCCACACCAUCUUAUACGGCCCGAGUUGGUGCGUCCAGGCAGAAUGAGUUCGCCAGCCGGUAUUGCUACUAGUGUUAUCAGACUAUCUCCAGCCCCUACUUACCAUUAUCAAUAUCAGGAGCGGAAUGGCCCAAUUCAAUCCACCCAAUCGAAUAUAAUAAGUAUACAGUCAUCCGGGAUCAAUAUACCCAGCAGUAUACAGUCAAACUUCACACCGCCCCUGAAUUCGACCCCGAAUCACUCCAUUUCCAUUAGUAUGAACCAAAGUUUGUCAAAUAUAAGAAAAGAUGAACCACACAAUUUGGUCUUGCAAAGAAGUAUUCCGGCAAAUGGCAUGGAUAUAGACAUGUAUCGGGGUCAACAUUUGAGGAAUGGAUUGCAUGAUAUUCAGUAUCGACGCGAAGAGAUGACGUCACCGGGUAACCAUGAAAAUUUUCAGAAUAGACGAGUCUCGGAGUAUGACGACGACGACCACUCCGUCCCACAAACGGAUGGUCACCGUGCUGACCCACGUCCCAUAGAACUCUCCGAGGCUCGAAUGGACGAGAAGAGAAUUGUCAAACCGGCCCCUUUACAGGCGCGUCUCGUGUCCCUUUUGGACACAGAUUCAAGGGAUUCGGUGAAACGUUACUACGUGAUACCACAGAAUAGUAUCGAAAAGAAAAUCGUGCUGAUUAAGAACGAGCCGACGGAAACUAUGCAAAUAGAUCACAAAGCGCAUCAGCUAGCAAUGCCGCUUAACGAGCCCGAGUCCGAACCAAGGGGACUAGACAAUGGCGACCAUGUAAAUAAUGUGAAUAGUAGUGCAGUUAUCGUCCACCCCAGUCAGCUGUUACCCGUAUUACCAGCACCUAACCCUCACACAGCUAUCAUUGUAUCCACAAGCGGCGUCAAUGGCAGCGUGUUUCCCUGGCAGUCCCUAGUGCCCUUACUGCGUGCGGCGUCUCCUCCUGCCGCGGCGCCCGCUCAACCCCCUUCGCCUCGUACACCCCGCACACCGCAUACACCCCAUACCCCACAUACACCGCACACGCCGCAUAUUAAGAGUGAGGAAAUCAAGGCUGAGAGUAACGUUACAGAUACCGUAACAUCGAUGUGUACAGACGAAGACGAUGAAGUAUUUGAAUGCGAAGACAAUACUCCGAAUUGUGGUGAUAAUACUAACAAUCGCCGAACGCAGAGCCUUUCCUCUCUCAGUCAGCCUGGAGGGCCAGAAAAGAAAGAACGUCGCAUCCGCCGUCCGAUGAACGCGUUUAUGAUAUUCUCUAAACGGCAUCGCCAGGUGGUCCAUCAAUUACAUCCCAAUCAGGACAAUCGUACUGUUAGCAAGAUUUUGGGAGAAUGGUGGUAUGCCCUCAAACCUGAUGAGAAGCAGAAGUAUAAUGAACUCGCUAGUGAGGUUAAGGAAGCACAUUUCAAAGCACACCCUGAAUGGAAGUGGUGUAACAAAGAUCGUCGUAAAUCUUCAAGCAGCAGGGAUCCCACGGGUUCUAUGCCACAGAGUCCUCGAACGCCGUCUGAUGUGAUGACCAGCGGUUUGCCGACUAGUGGACCUGAAAUUACUAUGAAUACUAACUCAUACACUCACAUCGCUUCGCCUCAACUAAGCGACGAUGAACCUAUGGUAACCCAGAACAACGAAGAGCCUCCACAAGCCGGUGGAAAUGAGAUGGACCUAAAGUGCGGAGAGAAAGUCAACGAUUCAGACUCUGAGGGCAUCGAGGCGAGAGAAUAUUUGACGCAUCAUGACCACACAAGGCGGCCUAAGGCCAUCAAGGCUAGAGCUGGAUCAUCUGAUAAUCUACUGGGUAUAACAGCUUCGAGUCCUGGCGGGUCCAAGGUAUUUCAGCCCACGGGAGGUGCAUUUAAGUCUACACAUGCUGAUAGUGGAGAUAACCACAGACAAUGGACAGCAUUCACAGCCGUAAAAUCCACUCUACCAGUGCCAAGUUCGCCUCACACAAGCACACAGAACAUCACUAACAGUGUUCAAGGGAUUUCUCUAAACACACCCAAUAUAUCGACACAAACAGCACUAGAUAACGCAAUUGCGUCGAUAAUUAACAGUCCAUCGGCCAGUAGUGGUGUGCAAGUAAUAUCGACUGGAAUGUCUAAUCCGACGAUGUCGACAAGUGCCUUGAAUAACGCACUGUUGAAGAGUGUCACGCUGGUUAAUCGGAAUUUCAGUGAUAAUAAACCUACAGGACCAAUAACGCUGUCGGUGGAUGCAUCAGGCAACUUGUUUAUAAAGACAAGCCAACCCAGUGAGCCAGCCAAUGAGCCAAACAGACUUCACUACGUGCAGUUACAAAGGCUUUACGUACCUUCAUUUACUACUGAAGUGGAAUCAAAUCAGAAUCAGACGCAAACCCAAACAGUCCAGAGUGCUCCUCCAUCUGUUAUAGUGUCACAGAGCAAUAACAACGUUAACAAUAACAUUGUGAACAACAACGCACCACAGAGCAAACCAACUGAAUGGGAUAAUGUGGAGGAAACUCGUCCUUUCCCUCUCGCACCUACUCCAGCGCAAUUGGGACGCGCGCCGUUACAAAAGAGACUCAGUCGAGGCACUUCAACGGGUUCAACAGGUAGCGUCGACCAGAGUGUACCGCGGUCAGAGAGUAACACCACCCCCUUUGAUACACAAGAGCUGAUACAAUCGCCCAAGAAACUCGAGAACCUGCCAAGUCCAUUGCUGAAGAAAACACUGUUUAAGAAAGGCAAUGAGGAUGGAAGGGAUAAGGUGCUAGAGACAGUUAACUUUGAAGCCAAGUUCAGUACGUUACCACAGUUCAAACCCGAUGCCUGCAGUCCCAGUGGUAUGGUUGUACCGCGAAGUCCACAGCUAUAUCUCAGAAAGAAACAUAAAAUGGAUGACGAGACAACCGUAGUGACUCCUCAAAUAGAAGCGGAGGUGCUUAAUGGCAAUGGAAUCCCGACUCCCCAUUCGUACGGCACGCCACACACCACCACUAAACUAGUGGGGAAUACUUUCUUCGGGCCCGACUUCAACAUUGACACUUUUAGAGUGUCAGAGAGCAUGGAAGAAAUGUCUCCCCGUACACCGUGUUCGGCACCUGGAUCUGCUGCGUGUUCGGGUGCGAGAGGAGAAGCUGGACACAGAAGAGUAUUGGAACAGAGGCGACAUCUAGUGCUCAAACUGUUUCAGGAACACGGCAUGUUCCCUACUACGCAGGCCACUACUAGUUUUCAGGCGGCCCACACAGACAUAUUCCCGACCAAGAUGUCCUUGCAGUUAAAGAUUCGCGAAGUGCGACAGAAACUGAUGGCCCAGUCAAAUCUCACUCCACACUCGGACGUCAACACGCCUACUAACAUAAACUCUCCGCUCGUAUCCAGCACUUUGCAGCCGACGUCAACGGCCAGUUAG
This is a messenger RNA of Pieris macdunnoughi, 5070 nucleotides long. The record is from the annotation of a GenBank genome assembly. Lineage: Eukaryota; Metazoa; Arthropoda; Insecta; Lepidoptera; Pieridae.